Messenger RNA from Funneliformis caledonium, 2886 nucleotides. The record is from the annotation of a GenBank genome assembly. NCBI's taxonomy places the organism in Eukaryota, Fungi, Glomeromycota, Glomeromycetes, Glomerales, Glomeraceae.
AUGAGUAUUGAAAAAGUAGAAGAAAUUAUUACAGAACAAAGUAGUAAUGAAUAUUUAAGUCACCAUGAUACUAAUUUGUAUCCUACUCUUCAUGUAGCAAUAAGUCCAAACGGUCAGCAAGUCGCCACUUUUAACACAGUUACGCUUGAGUUAAAUAUGGGCAAAGUUAAUUCGUUAUCUGAAAUAAGUCCAAUAAAAUGUGAUGCACUUAAUGAUAUUGACACAUCCGCUAGAUUAGUAUGGUCACUAGCAAUUUCCAAUCCAAUUGAUCAAGUAGAUAAUGGAGAUGUGCAUGCUGAAACAUUAAUAGCUCUUAGCUGUUUCGAUGAAAAAGAUAUGAUGUUAGGAAAAUCAUUAUCGCCAACUGCUUCUUUAACGUAUCAACAUCAAUUAGGAACAUCAAGUGGAAAAGAUGGGGAAAUAGAGUUUCACCAUUCAUCAUAUGAAGUUAAUGAUGAAGAAAAGGCAAGGGAAUUGAUUAAAUCAAUGAGUGCAGCUACAUGGGUUAUUUCAACAUGGCGUGAAGUAAGGAUAUCGACGGAAGUUGAUGAAUUUGGUGGAUUAGUUAGAUUUUUAGAUGAUGAUCCAUUGGACCCACAUACGGCCACAAUACUUGUCUUAAAUGUUAAUGGAAUAGCCAAAACGUCAUUCAAUAUGGAUAACAUUACCAUAAAAAAAACUCCAACAUACGAUGAUUAUUCUUCAUGUUAUAUGGAUAAUGCUAUUAGGGUAUUACGAGAUACUAAAAAAUUAUUUCCAUUUCAACAAUAUAGAUUAGUAAGAAAUUGUGGAACUAUUUUAUUAAUUGAUAAUUCGGAUGGAAGUGUUAUACCUAUAUUAAAUGAUCCUUUUAUCAAAAAUAUACUUGUUCCGUCUUUUAUAUCGAAGAGAGAAUUGAUAGAACUUCGUUUACAAUAUCUUCAUGAUUCUGAGUGGGAUCAAGCUGUUUGUCAUACUAUUUUUAAUCAAAAUGGAGAAUAUUCUGAUGCUGACUCCGAAUUAGAAAAAAGUUCUAUUAUAGUAAACGAUAUGGAACCUUGGGUACAUAAUAAAGACUAUGGUCGUAUCUCUGCUUUUCUGGAUGAUGAAAAAACAACUCAAUUAUUCAUCGGGGAAACGACCUUACAAGUAUGGUAUAGAAAAAAUAAGAGGUCAAAGAAAAGACUUAAAUAUAUUUGGGUUAUUCCAACGAAAGGUAUAUUAAUAAUUAAAUCAUUGGAAAUAGGAAAACGUGAAUUUAAAGUUACUCUGUCUUCACAGUCAACUCAAUCUUAUCGGGAGAAUAAUGUAGUUAUCCACUGGCCAUUUAAAAGGAAUACUGUUGACGAUGCUUGUUCUGCUCUCCGUUAUUUAUAUGAGAAGAGAGAUGAUCCUGCCGGUCCAAAGAAACAGCAGCAUUAUGAAAAUUUGGUUCAUAAAAUCGAAACAUCGAUUAGAAAAUUUAUUUUGAAACGCCCUGCCAUAUGGAGGUUAAUCGAUGUUAGAUAUAAUGUGAUGGCUAGUCUUGUAUAUGGUCGUCGUAUAAAUCUAGUGCAGCAAAUCCUAAAUACGAAAGAUUCAGAUUUUUCAAUGCGUUAUCUUCAUACUCCACGUCUUUACGAAUGGCCAAAAAAACCAAAAACAAGUGAUUUGGAAAUUGCGAUAAAAUGUAGUGAAGGAAGACAGAGAGAUGUCGUGAUGAUUGGUUUCUUUUUGGAUUACUAUUCUGAUAAUGCAAUGGAUAAUACCGGUUGGAUGUUCACCGUCUCUCGUGCUAUUCCCUUGUUGUUCGAGAAUCGUUUAGAUUUGUUUUCUAAGCCUAUAUUUGGAACGAAAGAAAUACAUCUGGAUGAAUCGCAUAUAAAUGCCAAAGAUUUGCCAAAGGGUAAAUCCAAGUUUAUAAGAGCAUUCGUCCCGAACACGGAAUUAACACCUACGACAGAACCAUCACGAAUGCGUAACACCAAAAAAUUACAAACCGUCAUGAAGAUAAUAGACAAAUCAAAGGACACUUUUACACAUAAUCAACAAUUGGCAGCGUUACAAAAAGUCAUACCAGGAUUGGAUAGAGGGGAUUCGUCAGCGUUAGUAGCGUUAAGAUUAGUUCCAUUACCGGACUUUACCGUAUAUCCUGAUGGUACUAAAAAUCAAGAUAUAAAUUAUCGUACGUUACCAUUUCGAUUAUUACCUACAUAUACUGUUGAACUGAUAAGAGAAUCUAGAGGCGAUGUACCUCCAAAUCAAUUAAAACAGUUAACGAUUGCUAUUGCAUUUACUGUAUUGGUACUAUGGAUGGAGGGCGUUUUUGAUGAGGCUAAAUCGGACGGUAGAUUAGCUGUGUUGAAAUAUCGAGCCGAAUUAAUUGCUGAUUACGAAACAUUAGAAAAACCAUUUGGUGAUUCAAAAGAGGGAAGUAGCAGUGGAGAUGCUAAAGAAUGGGAUAUCACUGGAUUGGAUGUUGAUAGUUAUAAACAAAAGAAUAUUGAACGAAUGAAUCGAAAAAGUGGCAUUGAAUUUUAUAGUAGUUGGAAGUCGAGUUCUAGUGAUCACAAAGGAUUAAUUUCUGGCAAAACUUCUAAUGGAUCAAUUGAUGAUAGGAAUAUUCAAGAUAAGAAAGUGUUCUUUAAAGAUAAUAUAAGAAGGUCGUCUUCUAUUGAUGAUGGUUUAUCUACGGUCGCAAGUCCGCGUGCAUAUGAAAUUUCAUCCAUUAAUGAAGAUGUGAAUAGUAUUCAUGGUGAAAUCUUGACAUUAAAAGACUCUGUGAAAUCCGUUGAAGGUUCUAUUGACAAUAGAUUAAAUUCAUUGGAAGGUAAAUUAGUUGAAAUGAUGGAUUUAUUGAAUAAAUUAACUACUGCUAAUAAUUUAAAUAGUUCCGGUGAUAUAAGUUCAGGAACUGGAAAUAUAUAG